Molecule: messenger RNA, 627 nt
Organism: Dovyalis caffra
Lineage: Eukaryota; Viridiplantae; Streptophyta; Magnoliopsida; Malpighiales; Salicaceae
Source: the annotation of a GenBank genome assembly
AUGCCUCCCGUACCAGUGACGUCGAACGCCUCAAGUACUUGCUAUAAUCGGGCGUCAAUGUCAAUGCGUGGGACCAGUGGGAUUCCGUUGCCUUGUACUACGCUUGCUUCGUGUCGCUAUGCCGCUUUGAAUUUGAAGGUCAAGAAGUUAUUGAAGGCUUUUGAGGCUAGGCCGCCGCCCUUGACACCGUUGCAAGCCGCCUUGAGAGACACUUUGUUUAGCUGCAAGGCGAAUAGGGUUUAUUUGGAAGAGAGUGAGGCGAUUUAUCAUGUUUCAGUUUGUGAUGACUUUGUGUUGCGUGUAAAGUUAUUGGAGUUGCAUUUCAAAUUGAUCCAAUAUGAGCUUAGUAGUGUUUUGGUGGGGGAGGUGAUGAAUAGACGUAUGGAGGAGGUGGAGAGUGAGUUGGGGGAGGAGGAGGUGAGGCGUAAUGGUAUGGAGGAGGUGGAGAUUUCUUUGGUGGAGGAGGAGAUGUGUAGUGGUAUGGUGGAGGGGGAGAUUUCUUUGGAGGAGGAGGAGAUGAGUAGUCGUAUGGAGGUGGUGGAGAAGUGUAGUGAUAUGGUGGAGGGGGAGACUUCUUUGGAGGAGGUGGAGAUGAGUAGUGGUAUGGAGGUGGUGGAGACUUCCUAG